Molecule: messenger RNA, 936 nt
Organism: Lichtheimia ornata
Lineage: Eukaryota; Fungi; Mucoromycota; Mucoromycetes; Mucorales; Lichtheimiaceae
Exons: 9
Coding region: 1-936 (311 amino acids)
Biological process (GO): peptidyl-serine dephosphorylation; G1/S transition of mitotic cell cycle
Cellular component (GO): cytoplasm
Molecular function (GO): protein serine/threonine phosphatase activity
Source: RefSeq, a predicted model, not a curated record
AUGGACGUGGACGCCUGCAUCGAGUCCAUCAAGGCGUGCAAAUACCUCGCCGAGAAUGACAUGCGCCAGUUAUGCAACAAGCUCAAAGAAAUACUUGCUGAAGAGUCUACCGUGGUCCCUGUUCGAGCUCCAGUAACAUUAUGUGGUGAUAUCCAUGGCCAGUUUUAUGAUCUUUUGAAGCUCUUUGAAGUGGGAGGCGACCUACCAGAAACUUCAUAUAUAUUCAUGGGUGACUUUGUCGAUCGAGGACGCUAUUCAUUGGAAACCUUGACAUUGCUACUUUUACUCAAAGUGAAAUAUCCGGAUCGCAUCACAUUGACACGAGGAAACCAUGAGAGUCGUAAUGUGACACGCGUAUAUGGCUUCUAUGAUGAGUGCCUUGCAAAGUAUCAGAGCUCCAAGGUUUGGGAAUGGUGUUGCACAGUAUUUGAUUACCUACCUUUGGCUGCUUUGGUGGAUGGCAACAUCUUUUGUGUCCAUGGUGGUCUUUCACCCGAGUUACCUUCAAUCGAUUCGAUCCGCACACUAUUCCGAAUGCAAGAACUCCCCCAAACAGGUGGAACGUGUGAUCUAUUAUGGUCAGAUCCGGAAGCUCAAGUAGAUUCGUGGGCUAUUAGUCCUAGAGGCGGCGGUUUCUUAUUUGGUCACUUGCCUACCAAUGCUUUUUGUCACAACAACGAUGUCAGCUUGAUUGUGAGGAGUCAUCAACUGGUGGAUGAAGGUUACAACUAUCCUUUUGCAGACAAGAAUCUAGUGACACUUUGGUCGGCACCCAAUUACUGUUAUCGCUGUGGCAACAAAGCAUCCAUUCUCAAGGUGCCGGAUGAUCGAGAUACUAUUGUAGAAAGCGAUUAUCGGAUAUUCUUGGAAAACGACAUUCAAUCCUUUGACAAUGAUGCGGUACCGACUGGACCAGGAAGCCAAUACUUUUUGUAA